AAAGGGGGCGGGGCCCGAAUUCUCCACCAAUCCCCGUGUUUCUACGUUUAAAUCGCUCUUUGUGUCAGUCGUGUGUUUUUCCUCUGCUCGCGCUUCGCCUCCCUCUAUCGCCAUAUUGGGCGCUGAAAAGCCUCCAGUUUGUUCUUCCUAUUUUUUUUUUUUUACUACGACGCUGAAGUCGACAGGAGCGGCCGUCUUCGGGACUUUUUUUUUGGUGUGUGUGUGUUUUGAUGCUCCGUGGGAAGGAAAUCUUUCACUCGUUCGUGUUUUCUUCGUGCUCUCGGAGGCGCUCGUGGGGGAUUUAAAAUUGCGCGUCUCCGGCGUGGCAUGCGCGCUCCCGGGGCCACUGGUGUGUCUUGAUCGCUGUUCAAGUUCGCGUUGAUCCAGGAGGACUUUUUUUAUUAUAUAUAUUUAUAUUUUUCAACAACAACAAAAAAACACCACCACCGAUGAUAAUAAUGUCCGACGUGCGCGUGUCGAACGGGAGCCCGACCAUGGAGCGGAUGAUGGACGCAGCGCGGCUGUCGGAUCAGCCCAAGCCGUCGGCGUGCAGGACUCUGUUCGGUCCCGUGGACCACGACGAGCUGAAGCGGGAUUUAACGGCCCACCUGAGCGAGAUGGAAGAGGCGGCGGCCGAGCAGUGGGAGUUCGAUUUCUCCACGCACACGCCGCGGCAGGGAGCCAAGUUCCUGUGGACGCUGGUGGACAGCGCGGAGCUCCCGGGGUUCUACACCGCGUGUCCCGCCGGGAAUAACGCGCUGGAUGUGAACGGGAACUGUGGAAUAACCGCGGAGAAGAAAGAGGACAGAACCGAGAAACAGACCGACAAGAGGAAGAGACCCGCGUGUAUCGAUUCCUCAUGUCCAGUGAAACGCUCACGGUCCUGCUUAGAUGAACCUCCACACACACCGAGGAAAUGCAGUCCAACGAGACACACGUAAAUGCAGCUGAGAGCUGUGGACGUUCUCUCCCUCCUGACGGCUUCAGUGCUUGGCGAAGGAAAAACUCACGGGGUGAAGAAGGACAGGGAAGGAAAAGCUCAUCAGCUCGGAGAGCGCGGGAGACCGGACAAGCACUGAAACAAACGUUGUGGCACUAAAAAAAAUAAAUAAAUCAACUGCCUCAAAAAAGCAGUCUAUGUAGCAGUGUGCAAUUAGGUUUAAUCUCCUUUUUUGCUCAUUUUUUUAUUUUUAUUUUUUUCUUACUACCUGUGUACAUAUAUAUUUUUUUUUUUCGUAUGUAGCACAUAAUACGUUUUGUUGUUGUUGUUUUGUUUUGUUUUGCAGUUCUGGUCUAGGUGAAUUCCGAUUGACUUGAAGAGCUGCGAUUUUAAGGGUGUAUUUUUUUUUUUUUUUUUUUCUUUUUUUUUCCAUCCCCCAAAAUGCUGUUUGCUACUAUUGCUGAUUAUUUUAAAGGUGGUUUAUUCUCACUUUCCAACGAUUUGAACGCGUGUGUGGUCACCGAAACCCACUGGAGCGUCGACACGUGCUCGAACAGCUGCGCACACCUCCAGCUCUGGGGUUAUACAUGGUACAUAAAUUUCCUGGUCUUGUGUAGAUCUGCGCACUUUUUUUUUUUAACCUCUCUGUUCGUUCUCUUGUGAAGAAAGACCUCAGACGUUCCUGAAGAGAACGCAGGGGCCGAUCGAAAAAAACGCCAGCUCACCUCUAAAUUAUUACGACUUGCCCAACACGUUCGGUUACAGACAAGGUCAAAAACCACGUAGCACGAACCAGUAUUAACAGCGCGUGAGGCACAAGAUGAAAGCUUCCCUCAUUGAUUUCUAAAUUAUUAUUAUUUUUUUUAAACGUAUCUCGAUUACUAUAAUUUUUUUUUUUUAUUACGAGUGAAAAUUUCUACUGAUGGCCUCUUAGAUUUCCUUUUUCAUUUCACUUGGCUUGACUUCCAGCACUCCACCCCCCCCCACCCCACCCUUUCCAACACAUUUGGUGUAAUAUCUGAAACAGCUGUAUGAACCUACACACCCAUUCGAUUCUGUGGUUAAUUAUAACAAUUUUAUUUAUAGAAUUUUUUUUUUUUUUUUUUAAGAACUAUAAAUGAAUUAUUUCAGCAGACCACACAAGCCUGUGUAUUUGUUUCAACUUUGAAGUGUACCUGUGUACAUAACUUUUGUAAAAACACUGAGAAAAUUAAAACUAACUUAUUUAUGUCGAGGUUUUUUUGUUUGGUUUUUUUUGUUUGUUUUUUUUUAUCUAAAAAUGUUUGGUCAUGGUUAUCCAAAGUGAGUUAUUGUUAAAAAAAAAUGUUUUUCUUCCUUAAAUAUUUUAACAAAUCAUUGUGUAAGGUUGCAAACUGAGCCUGGUUUUAAAAAAGAAAAGAAAGAAAAAAAAGUAAUAUUGCGGUGUGUGCCGUUUUUGUUCUGAGUGGUUGAACGAUGUGCUGAAAUCAAUUAAAAAAAGAAUUAAAUUAUAA
This is a messenger RNA of Silurus meridionalis, 2433 nucleotides long. It is a transcript of the gene cdkn1bb, whose product is annotated as cyclin-dependent kinase inhibitor 1Bb. Gene Ontology annotation, cellular component: cytoplasm; nucleus. Gene Ontology annotation, molecular function: protein-folding chaperone binding; cyclin-dependent protein serine/threonine kinase inhibitor activity. The transcript has 3 exons. The record is from RefSeq and is a predicted model, not a curated record. Bases 450 to 941 code for a protein of 163 amino acids. Gene Ontology annotation, biological process: regulation of cell cycle; G1/S transition of mitotic cell cycle; negative regulation of cell population proliferation. NCBI's taxonomy places the organism in Eukaryota, Metazoa, Chordata, Actinopteri, Siluriformes, Siluridae.